Messenger RNA from Columba livia (rock pigeon), 8307 nucleotides. RefSeq lists its product as uncharacterized. The record is from RefSeq and is a predicted model, not a curated record. Bases 5498 to 8218 code for a protein of 906 amino acids. Lineage: Eukaryota; Metazoa; Chordata; Aves; Columbiformes; Columbidae. The transcript has 15 exons.
GUUACAGGCCACCAGAUCAGGCUGAGGAAGCUGAUGAGGCCUUCUAUGGGCAGCUGAGAGCGGCCUCACGGUCACAGGCCCUGGUUGUUGUGGGGGAUUUUAAGUUCCCUGGUGUUUGCUGGAAGGACCGUUCAGCCAGCCAGCCACAGUCCAGGAGGUUCCUGCCGUGCAUCGGUGAGAACCGCCUCAUGCAGGUGGUGGAGGAGCCGACUGGGAGAGGUGCACUGCUGGAUCUCAUCCUCGCUAGCAAGGAGGGUCUGGUCGAAGCAGGAAAGGUUGAGGGCUGCCUGGGCUGCAGUGACCACGAGAAGGUGGAGUUCAGCAUCUUGUGUGGCAGGAACAGAACAGCAAGUAGAAUUGCAGCCCUGGACUUUAGCAGGGGUAACUUUGGCCUUUUCAAGCAAUUGCUGGGGGAAAUCCCACGGGCAAGACUGCUUGAAGGAAAAGGGGCCCGAGAUAGCUGGGUUGCAUUCAGAGAUUGCUUCUUCCACGCUCAGGAUCAGAGCAUCCCCACACGAAGGGAGUCAAGGAAGGGAGCCAGGAGGCCUGCGUGGUUGAACAGGGACCUGUUGGGUAUGCUCAAGCAGAAGAGGAGAGUUUGCAGGUCAUGGAGGCAGGGGCUGGCCACUUGGUAGGAAUAUAAGGCUGCUGUUAGAGGAUGCAGGAAGGCAGCUAGGAUAGCCAAGGCCCCCUAGAAUUACAGCUGGCGAGAGGGGUCAAGGACAGCAAAAAGAACUUUUUCAAAUACAUAGCAGAUAAAACUAACACCAGAGGCAAUGUAGGCCCACUGAUGAACGGGGUGGGUGCCCUGGUGGCAGAAGAUACAGAGGAGGCAGAAUUCCUGAAUGCCUUCUUUGUCUCUGUCUACUCUGCCGGAGGCCGUCCUGGGGAGCCCUGUACCCCUGAGACCCCGGAUGAAGCCAGGUCAGUGGAGGAGUUUGCUUUAGUCGAUGAGGACUGGGUUAGGGAGCAAUUAAAUAGUCUGGACAUCCAUAAAUCCACGGGUCCGGACGGGAUGCACCCGCGGGUGCUGAGGGAGCCGGCUGAAGUCACUGCUGGACCGCUCUCCGUCAUCUUUGCCAAGUCUUGGGAAACGGGGGAGGUGCCCGAGGAUUGGAGGAAAGCAAAUGUCACUGCAGUCUUCAAAAAGGGCAAGAAGGAGGACCCGGGUAAUUAGAGACCGGUCAGCCUCACCUCUGUCCCUGGGAAAGUAAUGGAACAGCUUCGUCUAGACAAUAGAGCAGUGAGGUGGGUUGCAAACUGGCUUAAGGAGAGAAGCCAGAGAGCGGUAGUCAAUGGUGCGGAGUCCAGCUGGAGGCCAGUAUCCAGUGCAGUGCCUCAGGGGACAGCGCUGGGGCCAAUGUUAUUCAGUAUAUUCAUUAACGAUUUGGACGAGGGAAUAGAGUGCACUAUCGGCAAGUUUGCUGAUGACACCAAGCUGGGAGGGGUGGCUGACACGCCAGAAGGCUGUGCUGCCAUCCAGAGACCUGGACAGGCUGGAGAGUUGGGCGGGGAAUAACCUGAUGAAAUUUGACAAGGGCAAGUGUAGAGUCCUGCACCUGGGCAGGAACAACCCCAGGUUCCAGUAUAGGUUGGGAAAUUACGUAUUAGAGAGCAGUGUAGGGGAAAGGGACCUGGGGGUCCUGGUGGACAACAGGAUGACCAUGAGCCAGCCCUGUGCCCUUGUGGCCAGGAAGGCCAAUGGCAUCCUGGGGUGUAUUAGAAGGGGGGUGGCUAGUAGGUGGAGAGAGGUCCUCCUUCCCCUCUGCUCCGCCCUGGUGAGACCGCAUCUGGAAUAUUGUGUCCAGUUGUGGGCCCCUCAGUUCCAGAAGGACAGGGAACUGCUGGAGAGGGUCCAGCGUAGGGCAACGAAGAUGAUUAAGGGAGUGGAGCAUCUCCCUUAUGAAGAAAGGCUGAGGGAGCUGGGGCUCUUUAGUUUGGAGAAGAGGAGACUAAGGGGGGACCUCAUUAAUGUUUAUAAAUAUAUAAAGGGUGAGUGCCAUGAGGAUGGAGCCAGGCUCUUCUCGGGGGCAAACAAUGAUAGGACAAAGGGUAAUGGGAGCCGGAGGAGGGGAUUGCUUUGGGGGCUUCAUCAGGGGUCUGGGACAUGCAGAGGCAGGGCGCCCAGCGGCUGUGUGCCCCCAAUCCAGGGUGCCCCCAUAGCCAUGACCUGGGUGCCGACAGCUGCCUCUGGCCAUUGAUUUCUUCGUUAUUUGCGUCCCCUUCGCUCUCCCGCCACGCUGCAGCGAUGCUGGUGGGAGGGGGCGUUAAGAAACCCCCCCCACCCAGCACCCACCCCUGUGCUGCUGCUCCUUCUCUCUAGAUUUAUAUAUAUUAAAUAUAUAUUUUUAAAAAAUGAGGGGAGAAAAGACCAUCUAGAGGCUCUCAAGGGCCAGUGCCCUCCCCAGCAGUGUGUGCCCCCCACCCUAGAAAUAAUACCUAGAAAAUUGUUCCAGUGCGAUUCUCAGGGGAGCCCCCGCUCCCAACACCCUGGCCCGGGACCCCCCUGACCCCCCCACCUCCGCCAACCCAGUCUGGUCUCUGGCUGUCCAUGGUGGCCGUGGCUUUCUGGGGGGCAGGGGGUGGUGGAGGCCGUGGGCGGUGGGUGAGGAGGGGGCAGCCAGGCGGGCUGGGGGUUGUGGGUGAGGAAGCCCAGUAGGGACUGAAGCUCCUGGGGGCACAGGCCAUGGAGGUGAUGGGGCUGAUGCUGCUCUGUGGCUCUCGGGGGUUCGCAGCUUGGAGAACGUGGCCAGAGCGUCGGGGAAGUUGGGCGGCGUGGCCGGUGUGUUGCUGGGGGUGCACAUCUGCGGGGGUGUCAGAUCGGCCAUGGAUGGUUUUUGGAGUCCCAACCUGCCAACUCCCCAUCACUGAAGAUCUGGCUGCAUCCCGCACCAGGGGAUGCUCGAAGCCGAGCUCUGGUGGGUAUUGGGGUACCCAGCGCUGCAGGGUCUGGGUGGCACCCCCAGAACGUGGGGGCUGCCUGGGGAGGAUCUCCAGCCCAGGCAGGGCCAGCUCGGGCUGCGAAGGACAGUUUGGACCAUCCAGGGUGCUUAGAGCGCUGGGGUGCAGCGGGUUUGGGGAGGGGACACUGCUCUGAUGCCAGCUGCCCCGGGCAGGGAUGAGGUGAUGCAAUGAGGACCAGCACGAUGGGUGGGGAGAGUUUUGGGGUCCCUCAGGACCCUCUUCACCCGGCUCCCUGUCCCCUGCUCCACUUCGCACCCCAUUAGGACACAGAAAGUCAGGCAGGGCCCCCGGGACACGAGGCGCUGGCCGGGCCCCUCGCGGUUCCCGGCACAGCCCCUGCUUUCUGAGCACUGAGCUGAAUUUAGUGCCCUCCCCACCUCCCCCCCGGACAGACCCGGCCCUUUUUGAGGCCAGUCUUGCCAAAAACCCCAGGAGCUCACGAUGAAAAUGAGAAGUUAAAUGAUUCCUCACAACACCAUUCAACACAAGAACCGAGAGGUUUUUGACACCUGCUUCCUUGUCGGUGUCCUACUGAGCACUAGCACAAAGCCAAGAGUGUUGCUCAGCAGCACCAACCGCGUCUGCCAGGAAUUAAUCUUCAACAUGAACCAGGGGCAGCAGAAGGCAAUCACCAGCACCACAGACAGCAAAGGAGAAGUCUGCAAGAUCCCGUAAGGCUGGAAUAGACUGUUGGCAUCUGCUCUCCACGGCAAAACCGGAGGAGAGCGUAGAGGGAAAAGAAAUGAAAGUCAUUGACAGUGAAAAAUGCGUGGCGAAACACAGGAGGUUCUGACACAAGAAGACCCUCCCAGGAGCAAGCCAUGACUUCUGGAGCCAGCAUCUCUGGCCCGGGAUGAACGCUUGCCCAUUGCCGUGUGGCCACUUGGGGUGCAAAACUGGGGUUUGAGAGGGGCUGUUGCCCCCCGGUGUCUUGCUCUGCCUGGAGAUGUCUGUGCAGAGGUCCCUGGACAGGACGCCUCUUCCUCAGUCAGCGCUGGCAAAAACCAUCUGGGGACACGCUCCGUCCCCUGGAACUCUUCCUUGUGUGACUCGCAGCUCACGUGUGACAGCGCUGCUCCAAACUUGGCCAUCUCCAAGGACCGGCUUUCUUUGGGAUGUGGGGUUCACUCUCAGAGGAAUCAUGGCAGCCCUGCUUUCUGUGUUGGGGUCUCCCUUUCAGCGAUGGAGCAGCUUCAGUUCGCAGUGCAAAAGGAUCUUGCAAUGGCUGUGUAGCUAGCAGCAGCGUUUCUGAAGCAUCAGAGGAGAUGUCAGAGCCAUGAGGCUGAGGGACGGGACUCCCAGCACAAGAUUGCCCGUGUUUCAAAAGGGAGGCAGCCGUGCCAGCUGGAGAACCUCUCUCGCAGCUCCAUCCCCAGCAAAGAGCUGUCUCUAGAGCAGUUUGUGCUGCUUACGGGCAAGAUCAGCCUUUGCAUUUGAACCACCUUCUUGCAGAGGUGACAGGAAACAUCCUCUGGUUUAUGUCGUUCCAGCUGCAAAGGCCAGAGCAGUGUUCUUGAGGGAGCAAGCGAUGAGCACAUUUCCUGGUCAGCAGCCGCUGGCUCAUGCCAACGGUCAAGAGAGGCAGAAGAAAUCCCUUCAGAACAGCUCCCUCUCAAAAGACACCCUUCUGCUUGAUGAACCGCAGGGAAAGGCGUCCUAAACCAGGCACUUUGACCUUGUUUUCAGCCCAGGUUCCCAGUGCUGGUGCACUCGUGAGCCAGUCGCUGCCCAUCUGCCACCAAGGGGAAUCGCCUCCGAGGCCAACUGUGCCGUGGGGAAAGGAAAGGGUGAGACGUCGGGAGAGUUUCAUUUAGUGCACAACACGGAUAAAGCCAUUCUCUCUGCAAUUAAAACUGAGGGUAUUUAAUUGAGUGAAAUGAGAUUUCAUUCCCCAUGACCUGUCUGAUUGUACUUUGAAUCUGGGCACGGGCUGCAGUGACCUGCCACAGCAUUUGAGGUGUCACCAGCUGCAUUGUAGGUGGUAAAGUGGGAAAGGCAGGAGGGAGCCUCAGCAUCUCCCAUCCCGUGGGUGACUUCAUCACAAAGGACCAGGGCGGCGCCCGCUGGCUCCUGGGGCGGCUGUUGCCAGGCAACAGAGACACUAUAUUGUCCCCUGUCACCUGUGCCCCUCGCCCAUUUGGUCACUGGCCGUGGUGGGAUCACUUGCCGUGGUGGGAUCACUGUGGUGGUGGACUCAUUUUGGCAGUUGGAUCGCUUUCGUGGUGGGAUCGCUAUUGGUGGUUGCACCACUUUUGGUGGUAGGAUCGCUACUGGUGGUUGAACCACUUCUGGUGGUUGAACUGCUGUUGGUGGUUUUAUCACUUUCGGAACUUGGAUCUGUUUGGCGACUGGAUCACUUUCAUCACUCGGAUUGCUUUUGGCACUUGGAUCUGUUCGGUGACUGGAUCACUUUCUGUGGCAAGAAGGAGGAGGAGAAAGGCUGCUGGCUGCCCAUCCCUCCAACAUCAUCUCCGGACAGAAGAGCUCCCGUCUUCCCACAUCCAGUUCAGUGUUUUCGGGCAGAGCAGCAGCGAUGGCCACACGUGGACUGCUGGAGAUGCUGAACGCCGCCAUGGGGACACCCCAUUUGGGGGUUGUCGACUUGGUGGCACUGCACAAAUUGCUUGAGGCCAUCAUCGGGCAGCUGGGCCAGCAGGAGCUGUCUGUCCUGGAGCCAGGGCAGAGCCUGACCCCCGGCCUGGCAAAGGAUCAGGACAGCAAGGCCCAGCCUGGCCAGGAGAAGGAGGAGGAUGGAGCCCUGGGCACAGGGCAGCACCUCUGGAAACCAAAGCAGCAGCUGGAUGAGAAGGACACGCUGGAUGGGACCGGGAGCAACUCCAAGGUCUCCUCCGUGGCCAAGGAGGCCAUGCCAAAAACAACGGAAGAGGAGAAGAGAGAUGUCCCCAAGAAAAGGGCUUCGCUCCAGGACCUGUGGGAGGAGAUCAGCAAGUUUAAGGAGGCGCAGUCCAGCCUGGAACAGGACGUGCGGGAGAUGAAGGAGGCCAUGCAGGAGGCGCAUUCUGGCCUGGAACAGGACAUCCAGGAGGUGAAGGAGGCGCAUGUCGGCCUGGCAGAGGACAUGCAUGCCCUGCAGGAGGCGCAUUCCGGCCUGGCGGAGGACAUCCAGGAGAUCCAGGAGACGCUUGGCCUGGAGGGUGGUGGGGGCCAGUCUGCCCCCGCUGAGCCCACCCAGGUGGCCAUGGACAGCCAGGCCAGGAGGAGCUCAGCACUGGAGCCAAAGGGACGUGGGACACAGCCUGGGAUGGAGACCAGCAAGGGGACUGCAGGGUCUGGCUCCCCAGGGAUGCAAACAGGGAUACAGGGGCAACCAGCGACCCCUGUGAAGUUGUCAGGCGCUCCCUCCAUUCACAAGAGGUCUAUUGGUGCCAACGCCACCACCCCGGGGAUGCAGCCAGGAUCCCCGGGCACCCAGGCCAGCACCUCCCUGGGGACACAACCAGGGGCCCCUGAUGCCCAGGCCAGCACCGCGGGGAUGCAGGCAGGAUCCCCUGGGACCCACACCACCACCCCUGGGGUGCAGCCUGGGUCCUCCAGCUCCAAAGCCACCAUCCCAGGGGAUGCCCAAGAGCCGGCCAAGCCCUGGGGCUCCACCAGCACCUCAAGCUACGAGUCGGAGAUGCGGGAGGUGCUGUCACAGGUUGGGCAGCUCGGCCAGCUCUGCGCUGGUCUGAAGGAACAGGUGGAGCAGCUUAAAUCUACAAAAGCAGAAAGCACAGAUCUUGAGGACGUGCGCCGGCUCUUCCCAAAGGGAGGCCGGCAGAGCAUCACCAGCAUCCUGGCCGACCUCAGGUGCCAGGUGUCCUUCCUGCAGGACAUGGCCAGGGCCCUCCACGGGGAGAAGGAGAAGAUCAGCAAGGUGGAGGAUGCUCCCAGAAAGACGAGGGGGUCUGGAGCCGGUAGGAAAGCAGACGGCAGUGGCCAGAUGACCCAACAGCCACGGCCCAAGGGACAGAAGGUCAAGGCAGAGCGCAAGGAGCUGGGGAAGCAGCAGGAGCCAACCCAGGCCGAGCUGGAGCAGUUUGCGGCCAAGUACGUGAAUAAGUUGGUGAUGGAGGCAGCGCAGCAGCUGCAGGCAGAGGUGGACGAGCCGAGGACGACGGCGCAGAGCGGGGGACACGAACACGCAGGGUGCCACUUCUGCAGCCCGGACACCAGGGUGCUGCUGGGGAAACUCCUCCAGCGCUGCGAGAAGCUCGAGGAGCAGGUGGAGUCCCUGGUCCAGAAGGCGGGCGGCAAGGUGGAGAGUCAUCCGAAGUGGAGGAGACAGUCCCUGCAGCAGGACGAGCAACUCAAGUGCCUCCAGGCCAGCAUCAUGCAGCUACAAAAGGACUAUGAGAAGUUGAGCUCGGCCCUUGCAAACCUCCAGCAGGAUCGUCAGCAGAAGCAGAAUGACAUCAAGGCUCUGUCCCAGGCCCUGGGGAGGCUGGAGAAGAAGCAAGCAGACAAGGAGGAGAUGCUGGUGCUGGGAAUCGAUGAGAAAGCAGACAAAGCCUCCCUGGCUGACAAAGUCAGUCGCAGCCAGCUUGAGGCGUGCGAGGAGCGGCUGACCAAGAUGAUGGAGGAGGUGACGAGCCAGGUGACGGGCCAGGAGAAGGGCUGGCACCAGUUCCAGCGAGAGCUGCAGAGACAGAUGGACUGCAAGCUGGACCGCCGGGAGCUGGGGGCGUUCCGGCAGCAGCAGGAGGAGCGGUGGAAGAGCCUCAGCGGGCAGCUCCAGGAGAAGGCGCUGCAGGCAGAGCGUGACGAUGCCGCUGGGAUUAGGAAGCAGCUGCUGCCCGGUUUCCAUUGCCUGUCCUGCGACCGGCUCCUCAACAUGCUGGCACCUGGACCGGAGCGGACGGGCGAGUGUAGAUACCCCACUGUUCCGCGGAGCUGCGGAGGCCAACACACCGUCACGCCCCCGCGUUUCCAGCCCAAACCGCCCAGCACCCCACGGCCAUCCAAACCCAGUGCCCGCAGCCCCAACAAGAAGGACGCGAUGCAGCUGUCGGGCCAGGACGGCACUGAUGGGAACCAGCAGGACGAGCAGCUCUCCAUGAUGGGGGGCUCUCAGCUGCCCACAAUGCCAAGGGCCACCCCAGACACCCCGACCUCCAGGAACCGGCCAAGCACCCGCUCCUCGCUGAGAUCAGCCGUGCUGCAGCACCUACCAGUCUCGUCUCCCAGACGCUUCACCCUGGCACCGCAGCUGCUGCCGCCCAUCCCGCCCCCCCGCCGUGAACCAACCCCCUGACAGCCGGGCAGGACGGGGUCCCGGCCCCGGUCCCACCGCCCCGGGCACUGAGCAGGCAGCGGCUGCAAUAAAUGGCGAUGGGAAACCAA